Pochonia chlamydosporia 170 is the source of this 2823-nucleotide messenger RNA. Its product is annotated as MULE transposase domain-containing protein. The record is from RefSeq and is a predicted model, not a curated record. The coding region runs from base 1 to 2823 and encodes 940 amino acids. Lineage: Eukaryota; Fungi; Ascomycota; Sordariomycetes; Hypocreales; Clavicipitaceae. The transcript is spliced from 4 exons. Gene Ontology annotation, molecular function: protein dimerization activity.
AUGCCUCAACAACGCUUGCAGUUUGUUCAACCGUCGCAACGAAAAGGUUCAAUAACAUCCGACAACCUUUCGGAGAGUUCCGGUCAGCAGCUACAUGACACAGACGAGAGCCGAACCUCUCAAUACCAAUCGUCGCGACCUCACACAGCCUCUAUAGCCUCUUGCGCGAAGCCAAGAACGUCAUGGGUCUUCUGUCAUAUGCCAGACGAGGAGAUUGAAACCAGAUAUUACAAUCAACGAACUGGAAAAGAGGAAUGGCGCUGCAAACACUGCGAGAAAACAUAUUCUUGUUCUGGUGGAACUGCGGCUCCAGCCAAGCACCUCACGGACCCUCCCCCUGACGGUCAUGGUCUCCCAAAAGGCGCUCCACGAUCCGCUAAAGUAAGAACUAUAAGAACUAUUCUUGAACAAGCUCGUCUUACGGCUGAAGAAAAUGUCCGAAAACGCCGCCGGUUUAACGAUCAAUACGGAGACUCGAUCGACCCGGACCAGCUCGAAGUGUUGUACGUAAGGUUUAUUACCGCCUGUUCUCUUCCAUUUCGGCUGGUGGAAUGCCCAGAAUUCCGAGCCCUAUUGGCCUACAUUAAUGCCGACGUCGAUACUUGGCUUCCAGACACGCACCAAACUGUCAAGAAAUGGAUUAUGCGGCAGUAUGAAGAUCAGAAGGAGAAGGUCAAGCAGCGCAUACAGUCCGCAAAGUCAAGGAUUCACAUCAGCUGCGACCUUUGGACUUCUCCCAACUCUUUGGCAAUCUUAGGCGUAGUUGCUCACUAUGUCACGGAAGACUGCAAGCUGGAACACCACACUUUGGCCUUAAAAGACAUCGACAGUGAGCAUGAUGGUUCUCACCUCGCCGCGGCAAUCAUGGAAGUGGUUGAAGACUGGGGUUUUGCUUCCAAACUUGGAUAUUUCGUGAUGGACAAUGCAAGCAAUAACGACACAAUGAUGAAGUCCCUUUCUCUUGCCCUUCUACGCCAAUUUGACAUUCAAUAUGAUCCCAAAUCUCACCGACUCCGCUGCCAAGGUCAUAUUAUCAACCUAGCCGCAAAAGCCUUCCUCUUCGUUACCGAUAACGAGAAGCUCGAACAGGAAGAUUUGGGUCUGCAUAAUGUGACACUAAAGCAGAUUGAAGCGUGGCGGCAAAAAGGUCCUCUUGGCAAGCUUCAUAAUUUUGUCGUUUAUAUUCAAAGAAGUGUUCAACGCAGCCAAAAGUUUAUGGCUAUUAGCCAUAACCGCAAGCUUGCGCGAGACAACGACACAAGGUGGAAUUCGUGGUAUACCAUGCUGCAAGCGGCCUUGAAUCUUAGAGACGCAAUUAAUGGCUAUUUCAACAAAUGGGUAGAAGCAGAGUGUGCUGGAGACGAGCUCUCUGCAGAGGACUGGGCCAUCCUCGAGAAGAUCAAAUCAUUUUUAGAGAAGCUCAAAAUGACAACUAAGGCUCUGGAAUCAUCAUUUGCAACUCUCGAUAAUGUCCUCUUGGCUAUGGACUUCGUGUUGGCACAGUUCGAAGCAGGAAAAGAGGCAUAUACUGAUGAUCCGAUUAUGGCACCAAUGUAUAAUUCGGGCUGGGCGAAAUUGGAUAAGUAUUAUCGCCUCACUGACGAAUCGCCAGCCUACGUUGCAGCUAUCGUGCUCCACCCCUCGCAUAAAUGGCACUACAUACAUGAGAACUGGAAGAAAGAGUGGGUUGAGUCGUCAAAGAAGUUGAUUAAGACUCUGUGGGGUGAAUAUAAACCCGUGGAAUCACUUCCCCUCUCUAAGGCACCAUCGACAACUACGAACGAGUUCUUAAAAUGGAGGAAUAAGCAUCUACAACCGGCACCUAUCACAGACGAGUAUGAGCAUUAUUGUAGGACCGAACGGGUGUAUGGGUUUACAAGCGCCCUUACAUGGUGGCUAGAGGAGACCCAGCAAAAGACCUAUCCUAACUUAAGCAAAAUGGCCGUGGAUAUACUGUCAAUUCCCGCAAUGUCUGCGGAACCUGAAAGGCUCUUCUCUGGGGCAAAGAUAACCAUCACGGAUCGGCGAAAUCGGAUGGGGAGUGAUGUAAUUGAAGCGUUAGAGUGGUUCCAAUUCCUCGCAAGUGGUGUCCGCAAGCUCCUUGACCAGUACAGCAUACGGGCGCCGGACGUUAUUAUUACCGACUUUGACAAGCAAAUGAAACAGGCACUUGAGGUUGAAUUCCCAGAAGCCCAGCAGCAGAUAUGUAUCCACCAUAUCAACUCCAAUGUAAUGCUGCAGUCAAAACGGAGAUGGAUCUAUACCACGAGGGACAGUAGUACGGGGGAAGAGAGCAGUUCAGAUGAGCCUGAUGCAAGCCUCAACCAGCGCGAUCGGCAGGCUGUACGGGCCCCUGAAAGACCAGAGGAGCUAGUCGCUCAAGACAAUUCGCCUGAACCCAUAGCCCAUGAUUACCACGGUGUCCUUGUUCUGUGGAGCCAGGUGGUGUUUGCCGAGACUGAAGAAGAUCAUGAGAAGGCGUGGAAACGUCUAUGCUCGGAAUUUGGUGACCAACGAGCGAUCCUCGCGUACUUGUAUACCAGCAACAACAAUGUCAAAAGCUAUCUGCUGAAUGGAAUGAGCCAUUUGUAUCGGCUUGUCGAAGCGAUUCAGGGUAUGCUAGAAGACCAGGAAAGGGAGUUUCGCCAAGCUUGCACCCAGGACGAGGUGUUAACGGCGCGAGAGCACGUAGGGCGCGGCUCGGAGUAUCUAGGCGAGCUGCCUCAGACGGUAUCUCAAAAGGCACUUUCGUUCAUUACUCGGGAGCGCCGCAAGGCGUUGAAAGGCAUCGAAGCCCUAAGAAUCCGUGGCCGAAUGCUAUAG